Candoia aspera is the source of this 2094-nucleotide messenger RNA. RefSeq names its product EH domain containing 4 (gene EHD4). The transcript is spliced from 6 exons. Gene Ontology annotation, cellular component: cytoplasm; plasma membrane. Lineage: Eukaryota; Metazoa; Chordata; Lepidosauria; Squamata; Candoiidae. Gene Ontology annotation, molecular function: calcium ion binding; GTP binding; protein binding. Bases 106 to 1731 code for a protein of 541 amino acids. Gene Ontology annotation, biological process: endocytosis; endosomal transport. The record is from RefSeq and is a predicted model, not a curated record.
GCGGGGUUCACCGCUUGCCGGUUCGGCCUUUCAGUCUGUGGCAAGCCAGGCGGGAAAACGAGCGAGCGAGGGGUUGGGGACCGGCCGCCAGCAGCGACUACCGGCAUGUUCAGCUGGCUGAAGCAGGGCGGGCGCCAAAGGCCCGGCGAAGGCGAGGAUGUGGUGGAGACGGUGACUGGCGGCUUGAAGGAGCUUUACGCGAAGAAGCUGCUGCCUCUGGAGGAGCAUUACCGUUUUCAUGAGUUCCACUCACCCGCCCUGGAGGACGCUGACUUCGAUAACAAGCCCAUGGUGCUCCUCGUGGGUCAGUACAGCACCGGGAAGACCACUUUUAUCAGGUACCUCUUAGAGCAAGACUUUCCAGGAAUGCGAAUUGGCCCUGAACCAACUACAGAUUCUUUUAUUGCUGUCAUGUAUGGAGACAUUGAAGGGAGUACUCCGGGAAACGCUCUCGUUGUGGAUCCCAAGAAGCCAUUCCGCAAACUCAGCCGUUUUGGAAAUGCUUUCUUGAAUAGGUUCAUGUGUGCUCAGUUGCCCAAUCAGGUUCUGAAGAGCAUCAGCAUCAUAGAUAGCCCUGGAAUUCUUUCAGGAGAGAAACAGCGCAUCAGUAGAGGUUACGACUUCUGUCAUGUCCUGCAGUGGUUUGCUGAGCGGGUUGAUCGUAUCAUCCUUUUAUUUGAUGCCCAUAAACUUGAUAUUUCUGAUGAAUUCUCGGAAGCAAUCAAAGCAUUCCGGGGUCAGGAUGACAAGAUACGGGUGGUGUUGAAUAAGGCUGACCAAGUGGACACCCAGCAAUUAAUGAGAGUAUAUGGUGCACUCAUGUGGUCUUUGGGCAAAGUGAUCAAUACCCCAGAGGUACUGAGAGUUUAUAUUGGUUCUUUUUGGGCCCAGCCCCUGCAAAACACAGAGAACCGAAAAUUGUUUGAAGCAGAGGCACAAGAUCUGUUCCAAGACAUUCAGAAUCUUCCACAAAAGGCAACCGUGAGAAAACUGAAUGAUCUGAUCAAGAGGUCACGGCUUGCAAAGGUGCAUGCUUAUAUAAUCAGCCAUCUGAAGAAGGAAAUGCCUUCAGUAUUCGGAAAAGAAAACAAAAAGAGGGAACUGAUCAACCAACUACCUGAGAUUUAUCAUCAGCUGCAACAAGAGUAUCAGAUUUCACCAGGAGAUUUCCCUGAAGUCAAGAAAAUGCAGGAACAGUUGGAGAACUAUGACUUCACCAAAUUCCACUCACUGAAGCUAAAACUAAUAGAAGCCGUUGAUAACAUGCUGGCCAAUAAAGUUGCUUAUUUAAUGACUCUGGUUACCCAGGAAGAACGUAGCAUGCCAACACAGAAGGUUCAAGGUGGGGCAUUUGAUGGCACCACAGCAGGACCAUUUGACCACGGCUACGGGGAAGGUGCCAAGGAAGGAGCUGAUGAGGAAGAAUGGAUUGUUGCCAAAGAUAAACCUGCAUAUGAUGAAAUCUUUUACACUCUCUCACCAGUCAAUGGUAGAAUCUCUGGGGCCAAUGCAAAGAAGGAUAUGUUGACCUCCAAACUGCCAAAUAGCGUCUUGGGGAAAAUCUGGAAACUUGCCGACUGUGAUAAUGAUGGCAUGUUGGAUGAAGAGGAAUUUGCAUUAGCAAAACAUCUCAUCAAGAUAAAAUUGGAGGGAUAUGAACUCCCUAGUAGCUUGCCCAUCCAUCUGGUACCCCCAUCCCAUAGAAAAAAUUUGCAUGGAAUAGAGCGGUAAUUGAAUUGUGACACUCAAAAGUUAACACUCAAAAUGGUGAAACUGUUACAUAGAAAAACCUCUAAGAAUCUUUUUAAUACACUUGAACAGUACAAUAAUCUGCCAAUAUUUUCAGGGCCAUAUCAAACAUUAAACUUUUCCUAUACAGAAAUCACUUUUGUAUUUUAAAAAAAGCACACAGACAUAAUUGGCAAUGAGAAACUAUAAUUAAUUUGGCAAUGUAUCCAUGUAUGCACAGUUGUAUCCUAUAUAGAAUUUCUGAUUUUCAAAAUACACCUGAAUUAGAUGUCAUACUCUGUGUAAGCUACAGGAACCAGUAACACAGAUUAGAGCACAGAUUACUUUUAUAAAUACAUAACCCUU